This is a messenger RNA of Drosophila suzukii, 1157 nucleotides long. RefSeq lists its product as uncharacterized. The record is from RefSeq and is a predicted model, not a curated record. Lineage: Eukaryota; Metazoa; Arthropoda; Insecta; Diptera; Drosophilidae.
ACCUUCGGCAAGUCUGGCCACCCUUUAAAUCGACAAGCGGCAAUUUCUGGCAUCAAAACAAACAAAAAAUAAUAAAACCAAAAAAAAAUAAUAAGUACCCAUUAUGGAGGACAUUAAUUUCCACGAUUUCACGCCCAAGGAGCGUUAUGAGAUCAUCAAAGACUUUCUGGUUAAGAUGCGCAAAGCCGAAUCCAUGCCAAGCAAGGACUUACAUGUCCAAAGAUUCUUCGAACAUUAUUUGCGGAAAUUCUACAGACUACCUUAUAAAUUGGUCAACGAUAUUGCAUACUGCCAACGGGCCAUGAAAACCCACUUGGCGAUCCAUCAGACAAUUGUCAAUGUUUUUGGGCAGCAGGCCGAUGCUGAUCCAGUGAUCAAAAACAAAUACAUAGUCGAACUGGAGGAAAUGUUGCACGAAUUGAAUGCAGAAUGUCACUACUUGGUGCUUCGGCUUCAGGACGACAUAGAUCGUUUCUGCUUGGCUUUCACGGAGCAGGACCUGAAGCCCAACGAGCUGGUGAUCAAGGACAUUGUGAGUGAAGCUAUAGUGCCGCUCGUCGUUGCCCCAAAAACUUUCAUCAAGCCGUAUUUCGUUUUGGAGCGACCCACCGAGAGUGAAUUGCUUAAGAAGUAUUUCAUAAUAGAGGGAGCAGAACCCGCCGUAGAAGUUCCUAAUACUGUGGAACAACCAAAGACAAAGACAAAGCCAAAGCCACUUCCAUCGUCACACAACAAUAUGGAUGUAAGGAAGAGCCGCCUCAAUCUGCAGGCAGCCCUAAAUCGCGCGCAUUCCAAGUCCCAGCCAGCGGAGAAGAACGAAGAAGAUGAUCAGGAAGACCCGACCAAAAAUUCCUUUAUGGAAUCUGUGGGUCUUUGCUCGCAUGCCCAGUACAAGCGACUCAAGUUAUCCAUGGUUUUGCUCCAGAAGCGUAAACCUAAACCAACUGAGAAAACCAAGUAAUAACCGCCACUGCUCAAAAUGGGAACAUCUGUUUUUGUUCUGUUCCCAAGAAGUUUUUAUAAGAAUGUUUAUAUUUAUAUAGGCUUAAGGGACGUAAGCACGUGAUAACGUGAUUAAACUGGUAGAAUAAUAAGGGUGUUAACUAUCCCUGAUAAAGAAAAAGAACAAUAUAAUGAUUGGAUCUCACAAACUAGAA